CAAUCAAGAAACGUUUUACGUCAUGCAGCGACUUUGGUCUGUUGCUGUCAAACGUGUAAUGCUUGUCAGAAUGUGUUUAGUUUCGUGAUUCCCGUGUUUAUUUUUGAAUUUUGUGACAGAGUGCUAAAAUUAUUCAGAAUGAACCUCAAAGCUGCAUUAGCCAUUUGUAUGGUGUUUGUGGGAUGUUGUUCCAAUGUUGUGUUUUUGGAAUUUGUCGUUAAGGAAGACUCAGGCGCGGGAAAUCUGGCAACAUUCCUGCAAUUCUUAUUUAUAGCUUGUAUAGGUUUCUGUACCGUUGGAAAAUUUGGUACAGCUAAAAGAAAUAUACCAUUUAAACAAUACUUGCUAUUAGUAGGAUUCUUCUGGACAAGCAGUGUUGCCAACAAUUAUGCGUUUGAUUUUAACAUAUCUAUGCCACUACAUAUGAUAUUCCGAGCCGGUUCCCUCAUGGCAAAUAUGGCUAUGGGCGUCUGGAUCUUGAAGAAGCGCUACCCAGUAUUAAAAUACUUAGCUAUUUUCAUGAUAUCCGCUGGUAUUGCCAUAUGCACAAUACAAUCGAGCGGGGAUGUAAAAGCACCUAGAGAAACACAUGAAGACGCUGCCGAAGAGGAGAAACUAAAAUUCAUAGAUUGGCUCUGGUGGUGUUUGGGAAUAGGAAUUUUGACUUUCGCUCUAUUCGUAUCAGCGAGAAUGGGUAUCUUCCAAGAAUCACUGUAUUCUAAAUUCGGCAAACAUCCGUGGGAGGCGUUAUACUACACGCAUUUACUGCCUUUGGUAUUUUGGCUACCGACAGCUACUAAUUUGUCAAACCAUGUAAGCAUAGCAUUAGAUACACCAGUUGUGGAUUUCCUUGGAUUCACACUACCACGCCAAGUCCUGUGGCUAAUUUUGUAUGUGUUAACACAAGGUCUGUGUAUCAGCGCCGUGUAUGUAUUGACAACAGAAUGUGCAUCGCUAGUUGUGACUUUGACAGUUACACUACGAAAGUUCGUAUCACUUAUAUUUUCUAUUCUAUAUUUCAAAAAUCCCUUCACAUUGGGUCAUUGGACAGGUACUUUACUAGUCUUUAUUGGGACUAUGAUAUUCACAGAGUUAUUACAAAAAUCAAUCGCUUUGUUUAUACCUAAGGGGAAAAAGAAAGUGCAGUAAAUUAAAAAAAAAAUCUUUAAUGCAAUAGUUAAUUUUAUAUUUUAUAAGUGGUUUAUAUAAAGGAAAUCUGUUGUAUACUUAAGUGGUAAGGCAUAAAAACUGCUGUAUCAUUUAUUACGUGAUAGGUAGAUAUUAUAGUAAACGAUGACUAUGUGUAAUAAUCCUAAGUUCAAACAAACAUAUUAUAUAAGAGUUUUCAAUGAUAUUUAUAUUUAAAAUUUAGAAUAGUAAUAUUUAAAAUAGUUAAAAUAUUUAUUUUAUCAACAGUCACUUGUAUUAGGUAUAUUUGAAUAACAUUUUCUAUUGUAUUAAAAUAUCUGUAUUUAUUUUAUUAUAAGGUAGUAAAAUAAAUAGCUAUAAUUUACUAAGGAUAAUAAUAAUGUAAUAAUUAUUAGAUAAAAGACAAUUAAUUCACCUUGAGCGUUAAAUGCGAGAUAAAAUGUGACGAGUAACGAAUAAUAAAUAAUUUAUAAUGUAAUAAUUACAAGCAUUUUUUAAUAUCAUAUUUAUUGUUUAGACUUGUGGAUAAAUUGUAAAUGGUAUAAACUGGUUAAUGUCGUCGUAGUUACUGUUUAUUUCGAUAUUUCUUCCGACGUUUAUAAAACAUGAUAUCUGGAAAGGCUUCCAGAUAUAAUGUCGUAUGAGAGAAACAAUUGUACUGAUGAAAUGAAAGAUUUAAAUCUAUUGGCCUAAAUAUUGUGGUGAGCCUGCUUUAUGUAUUUAUUUAUUUAAUAUGAUUUUUAUGUCAGGUUUUUUAAUUGUUUACCAACCGUUUUGUUAACGUUAGAAAUAGUAAUCCUGUUAACUUUUUUUUUCAGUAAUUUGAUACUUGUUUUAAUAAGACAAUCGACAAAUCUGCACAAUUCCAUUUAUAUCAGUCAGUAAUAAUUAAAAUGAACAAUAAACUUUUUA
Molecule: messenger RNA, 2061 nt
Organism: Pieris brassicae (large cabbage white)
Lineage: Eukaryota; Metazoa; Arthropoda; Insecta; Lepidoptera; Pieridae
Gene: Efr
Product: UDP-xylose and UDP-N-acetylglucosamine transporter
Exons: 2
Coding region: 139-1149 (336 amino acids)
Biological process (GO): transmembrane transport
Cellular component (GO): endoplasmic reticulum membrane; Golgi membrane
Molecular function (GO): UDP-xylose transmembrane transporter activity; UDP-N-acetylglucosamine transmembrane transporter activity
Source: RefSeq, a predicted model, not a curated record